AUGGCGUGCGAGAUGGCCCAUCAGCCACCUGAACUGUCUCAUAGUCAUAGAGGCAAGGUUGUGUUGGCAAACAUGGUCCCUCAUGGGGACAAUGGUCCUAAUCUUUCCAUAUGGUCAGAGAAACAUGCAGGCAUAUACUAUUGUAUGUAUGCUACUAGGUACUUGAGGUUAAUUGUAAAAACUGUCACAGCAUUAAGAUUCAAUAUUGGAUGGAGGCCAGGCAUGGAAACAGCAAUUCUGGGCCAUGCUCUAUCAGAGCAUGACCCACAAAACACUUAUAACCAAGCAUCCCACCCACCCAACUUUCCCUAUGAUGCUAAAGGGUGGUCCUAA
Molecule: messenger RNA, 333 nt
Organism: Ilex paraguariensis (yerba mate)
Lineage: Eukaryota; Viridiplantae; Streptophyta; Magnoliopsida; Aquifoliales; Aquifoliaceae
Source: the annotation of a GenBank genome assembly